Chlamydomonas reinhardtii is the source of this 3812-nucleotide messenger RNA. RefSeq lists its product as uncharacterized. The record is from RefSeq and is a predicted model, not a curated record. Bases 398 to 2626 code for a protein of 742 amino acids. The transcript has 5 exons. NCBI's taxonomy places the organism in Eukaryota, Viridiplantae, Chlorophyta, Chlorophyceae, Chlamydomonadales, Chlamydomonadaceae.
GUUUAUAGCUUUUGGCCGCGCGGCCGUCGCGCUUGCUCGCUGUAGGUGGUUGCAAACCACCUAUUUUCCAACCAGCACCACACUUCCACUCACCCAGUUUUUCACCUUCAACUGCAGCAUACACACUUGUAGGCCAGGGACAAUGUUUGCACGCUCUUGCUGAGCCAGCGACGCCGAGUCGCGCCAGCGGUUUGGAGUGCGCGCUUGCCGCAUUUCUUGACGCUCUGCCACAAACCACGCUCACACUGGCCAGCAGCUGUUUCCUAGCUGAAGAGUGCAUAAGCUGUCAGAUGUUGGCAGAGCGCAACUAGGGGCGCGUCGGUUCGUGGCCCUGGGUCAUCGGGGCAUAGCGCCUCUCGCUCGCUGAAGGCACAUCGACGCUCCGUGGCCAUCCAUCAUGGCAUAUGGCUACUAUGUCCCACCUCCAGUGCCCACGGAAGAGCAGGAGACGGGCCUGUGUUGCGACCGGGGGUCCGUGUCGACGUUUGGCGCUCCGCUAUGUAUUUUCGUAGGCGGAGCGGCCUCGCUGCUUUGUAGCUUUUUCGUACCUUCAAGGACAGCGCUCAUUGUUGUCGUCAGCGUGGGAGGCUUGCUGUGCAUCGGAGGGGUCUUACUGGCUCGCCAACGAGUAAAACUAUGGCGAGAUGCGGAGCAGGAGCGGCUGCGGGAGAUGUGGCGCACGACCGACACGCGCGGGCGUUACCAGGAUGACAACAACACAGAGGCCACGCCACGCCCCAUCUUCGACAUCCCCCUCUACUGCCUGGAGGCUCCCUCCCGCCCCCUGCAGCGGCCGCUGCUGCCGCCGCCACAGCCGCCGCACAGCGAGGGGCCUGGCGGCGCGGGCCCACAGGCGGGCGCUGACCCCGCAGGCCAGCGCCGGUCGCCCUUCUCCGCACCCACUGACAGCACCACAGCAACAGCAGCAACCGUAACGGUCGCCAGCGGUGUCCUGCACGACGGAGGCGGGGAUGAAACAGGGGCAGGGGCGGGAGGGUGGGCUGGGGCACGGGCAGACACGGCCAACGGCGCCGCGGCAAGCGCUACCGCUGCCGCGAGCGCUGCCGUUGCGGCCGCCGCGGCGGCGCUGGCGGCGGUCUGCAGCGUGGGCUUCAUGGUAGACGAGGUGUCGCUUGCGGUGCCCCUCAAGACCGAUGACCUGUUCGGGAGCGAGCGGCCGGUGUGGGGCGCCAUGGCGCUCGUGAUCCACCCCGCCUUCGGUGGCGGCAAGUUUCUCGGCCCCGCCGCCCACCCGUCUCCCACGCUACAGCAGCAGCAGCAGCAGCUGGGUACCGCGGAUGGGGCUGCGGUGGUGACAAUGCAGGUGACUGAAGGCGCCGGCGGCAGCUGCACCUCGCCCUUCGCGCAGCUCGCUGCUCCAUCUCUCGGUGUUGAGGCCAACGCCGACGUCUACAGUGGCGGCAGCGCUGGCCUGGCCGGUCCCGGCCCUGCAGCUGCCGCGCCGCCGGUGCUGCAAAUCAGCCGGCGCGGCAGCGCAGAGGGCGGCACAUGCCUGAACCCAGCCGCAAUGGCUGCGGCGGCCGCGGCUGCGGCGGCUGCUAGCUGCAGCACCGUGUCGACUUUCAGCCCCACCGCCGCCGCCGGCACGCCCUUCGCGUCACAUGCGGGGCCGAUGCCGCAGCCCAGCACACCACACCACGACGGGGCAGACGCCGCGUUUGCGGGCGUGGUGUCGCUCACGCUCAUUCGAGCCAGCUCAGACAAGCUGCCGCCGCCGCCCCAGUCGCCGCCUCCGGCGUUCUCGACAUUGGGGCGAGCGGCGAGCCUGGGCCUGCCGAGGGUGGAUGGAGGAGGCGGUGGCGGCGGCGGCACGCGGCCCGGCAGCGGCACGGGACUGGGGCCCGGGGGCAGGCGGACGGAGGGUGGCAGGGGCGGCGUGGGUAUGGCGGAGCUACUCGCCUCACUGUUUGCAUCGGUGGCUGGCGGCGGCGGCGGCGGCGGAGGAGGAGGAGGAGGCGGAGGUGGUGGAGCUGGCGGUGGCGGUGGCGGUGGCGGUGGCGGCAGCGGUAGCGCAGCUGGAACCUCCGCAAGCGGUCCUGGCAGUGCGGCGAACGGGAUGCUUUACAGCCAGUCGAUGCCGGCUGCAGCAGCUGUAGCUACAGCCUCAGCCGCGGCAGCAGCUACAGCCGCGGCAGCAGCCGCGGCAGGAGCUGGAGCUCUGGGCGUCAGUUCGCAGCCGCUGGCUGGGGGCCACGUGGAGUUGCAGGCGCAGGGGAGGCAACCCGCGACGACCCCGUCCUUGGCACUUCGGGCUCCGCCACAGGUCCCUGUGAUGGUUGCGGCCGCGCCCGCUACAGCCAAGCCGGCUGCCACAGCCAAGCCCGCUGCUACAGCCAAGCCGGCCGCGCCCGCGACCGUGUCGUCGCCCUCACAUGAGGGCGGGCGGACGGGCGGGCGGGCGGCUGGCGGCUGGCGGCUGGCGGCUGGCGGCUGGCGGCUGGCGGCUGGCGGCUGGCGGCUGGCGGCUGGCGGCUGGCGGCUGGCGGCUGGCGGCUGGCGGCUGGCGGCUGGCGGCUGGCGGCUGGCGGCUGGCGGCUGGCGGCUGGCGGCUGGCGGCUGGCGGCUGGCGGCUGGCGGCUGGCGGCAGACGGAGCGGCCGGACUAAGACCGGUGUCACGACCCCGCAUCACAAGUUUGUUGUGGCCACUGCCAUCCGUGUCGAGCGCCGCCGGCUGAGUGCGUUGGCGGCGUGGGUUGCUCUCAUUCCAGGACUGAUGUGUUUGGUUCCCAUCGGCGCUUCCAUGCUUGCUUGAUGCAAUAGGGCUUUGGCACGCAAGGGACAAUAGACGUAGUACUGAGUAGUUUAGUAUGGUGGCAUUGCCCGCGUUUUGGUACGUAAGGAAGGGGCUCGUUGCGGCCGUGGAUCAUGUGAACCUACGCAAGCAAGCAUGGAUGGUGCCUGUGCGGACUGUGGUCUCGAGUAACGCGACCAGACCAUGUAAGGCCGGCCGCGGUUUGCUCGUACGGUGGCCUGGAAUUUACGGCAUGCGAGCGCCGAGUGCCCAAGGGGCCCCUUUGAUGGCGGCGAUCUGUGUGUGGGUUAUGUGAAGUGCCCCGCCGGUGUUUGAUGAUGGCCAUUGUGGCGGGUGCUGCAGCAUAUAGGUUCUUUAUAUGUAAUAUCGCAACCAUAUAGGUUCUUUAUAGGUUUAGAGGCGGCGGAUUGCUGGAUGCGUCAGGCGCACCUUGUGGUGGUGCCCUGUGGUGAAGUGCUGCUCCAGCAUCUGGGCACCAGUGGCAGGCCGUGUGGUGGCAGGCAGGGGACCCCUGGUGGCAGGCAGGCAUUGCGAGGGAUAUACGUCUGUACAGCGCUGUGCGUGUGUGGAGGGUGGGGGAAGAGUGAUGCAUGGGCACGUUAAGAGAGAUGUGCUGUACAUGUGUCAUUAAGAGUUUGAGCCAGAACCCGAAUGCAGCUCGUUCGGCUGAGCCAGAGUUUCGGCUUCCCUUGGAGAGUGGGAGAGAGGGCGUGGAGAGUGGUCGUGGAGAGGUUUAGCAGGAGCAGUAGAAAGGUAGAAAGCAUGCCGUAUAGUGGAUGCAAGUCCUUGGAAGGUUGAGUGGUGUGACUGCUGGCGGCGCCAAUGCGCCAUGCAGGGCCUGCGGAUGGACGUGAAGGGGGACUGGGCGUAACUUAUGUUUGAUGCGGGGGGAUGUCUUAUGAAGAUAAUCCUGGAUACCGUAAACCGCGUAGGAAGGGAAGUCGAUAGGACGAGGGUUUGGCCUUGAGGUGUGAGGCGUGUCGCGGACUCGAGCAGGCAGGAGACACUGUAGACACCUGCAGACGGAGAUCGACCCGC